AUGCUCCCAACGAUCAUUAGGCGCGCAGCCGAGACAGCCGGUCGUCGGUUUGACGUGUUUAGCAACCCGUACCGAACGAAAAAAGUCUGGCCCCCCGAUUUCACAAGCCUCUCCCCCCAGGCGCAGCUCCGAUUCGAGAAAAAGUACAAGCGACGCUUGGCAUUAGUAUACGCGCGACCGAGAUGGGAUAAGGCGAUCAAAUUGAUUCAACUUGCCACUGUUGCUGGUUUCCUUGGCUGGGCGUUCUUCUUCUCAGAGUUCGAAUUCUUCGGCAGACAAUACCGUCCUUCCGAAGAGAUCCGGAAGCACUUCCGCAACCUGUUCGGUGUCAUCGAUUCUGAAAAACGAUACGAACGGCGCAAGGACGCGCCUGAGCCGUCCUCUUCCGAAUCGCCGAAAUAA
This is a messenger RNA of Colletotrichum truncatum, 402 nucleotides long. RefSeq lists its product as uncharacterized. NCBI's taxonomy places the organism in Eukaryota, Fungi, Ascomycota, Sordariomycetes, Glomerellales, Glomerellaceae. The record is from RefSeq and is a predicted model, not a curated record.